Messenger RNA from Sinocyclocheilus anshuiensis, 948 nucleotides. Its product is annotated as C3a anaphylatoxin chemotactic receptor-like. Gene Ontology annotation, cellular component: plasma membrane. Gene Ontology annotation, biological process: phospholipase C-activating G protein-coupled receptor signaling pathway; complement receptor mediated signaling pathway; positive regulation of cytosolic calcium ion concentration. The record is from RefSeq and is a predicted model, not a curated record. The transcript has a single exon. Lineage: Eukaryota; Metazoa; Chordata; Actinopteri; Cypriniformes; Cyprinidae. The coding region runs from base 1 to 948 and encodes 315 amino acids. Gene Ontology annotation, molecular function: G protein-coupled receptor activity; complement component C5a receptor activity.
AUGGAGGAUUAUUAUGUUAUUUUGGAAAAUCCGAUGAGAAUGAGUUCUCUGGUCUUCUACUACCUGACCUUGAUCCUCGGCGUUCCCGGGAAUGCAUUUGUCGUGUAUGUUGCUGGAUUGAAGAUGAAGAGGACUGUUAAUACAGUAGGGUUUCUCAAUCUAGCGAUUGCCGACCUCUUGUGCUGCCUUUCCACUCUUUACUAUGUGACCGAGAGCACUUUUAAUGAACACUGGCCGUACGGAUCCAUCAUGUGCAAGAUUCUCCACUUCAUUGUGCUCAUCACCAUGUUUGCUAGCGUUUUCACACUGAGCUUGAUUAGUCUGGAUCGGUUUACUGUUGUGAUCACACCGGUUUGGGCUCAAAAUCAUCGCAGCUUGUUCAUCGCACGACUGUCCUGCGCAGCGGCCUGGAUUCUGGCUUCAGUUCUUAGUCUGCCUUUUAUGAUGUUAAGAGAGACUUACACAGAAAAUAACAAAACAUACUGCCUGCAUUUUCAACAUAAUGAAGACAAUUAUAAACUGUAUAGAAGGUUAAGCAUCAUCAGAUUUGUGUUUGGCUUUUUGGUUCCUCUCGUAUGCAUCACAACAUGCUACGGAUUCAUCGCACGCAAGUUAGGCAGGAGUCAUUUUCACUCUGGACGAGCGUUUCGCAUCAUGUUGGCUGUAAUUGUGGCCUUUUUUCUCUGCUGGUUGCCGUAUCACAUAGUAGAUUUGAUAAUAAUGUACGGAGAGGGAUCCAGUUCCUCUGUGGCUUUGGCGGUGGAUCCGUUGGCCGUCUCUUUGGCGUAUUUCAACAGCUGUCUGAACCCCGUUCUGUAUGUUUUCAUAUGGCAUGAUUUUAAGAGCAAUGUUAAACUUUCUCUAAGACGUGUUUUUGAAAGAGUUUUCUCUGAGGAGGGAACACAAAUAUCACAAACCACCCAUUCACAGCAAAUGCAUUCACUGUAG